This is a messenger RNA of Astrephomene gubernaculifera, 6393 nucleotides long. The record is from the annotation of a GenBank genome assembly. NCBI's taxonomy places the organism in Eukaryota, Viridiplantae, Chlorophyta, Chlorophyceae, Chlamydomonadales, Astrephomenaceae.
CACAUCCGCCAUGGGCUUUGAUACUGAUUUACUUUGGUGCGCUUCGUUUUCCCAUGGAUGAAGAAUACCAUUUGUUUUGUAUUUACCUUCACGAUAAUCUUACUUACAAAACGGCUUUGUUCGACCCACAUGGCGCAUUUGGGACAAGUGAUGGGAUAGGACCCGUCUUGGAAAAUGAGUAGAAGCUAUGAAACGGUGUUUAGGGAGUAAUUAAAUACUAAGAAAUCAUGAUCAGUGCUAAGGAUGCCAGGUCGCCCGUAGGGCAAAAGCUCAUUAACGAUUUAAUGAUGGACGAGGAAGAGGAGCUGAACACAGUUAUCGUGUAUGAGGAUGCGGAAGCCGGCGAUGCCGACGCUCCUUUGCCCCCGGGGCGCAAACAGCGGACACCGCCGCGCAGCAGCGUCCCUCCUCGUCCACCCCGCAGACCACCCACCACCGCCCCCAGCACCAGCCCUAAUCGCACCGUCGCAUCCGCGCUGUCUCCCAGUCUUACCACCCGCAGCCGUACACCCCGUCAUGGCUCCUCAGACUCCCCCAGCCCUGGCCGGCCAGCCACUGCCCCUGCACCCGCCUCCACCUCCAUGCUCCUGCCGCCGCAGCUGCCGGCUGCCCGCGGUCCCAAAGACCCCCGAGCUCCCGCUGUGAGCCCCCUACUGGAGCGCCACCUCGUCUCCCGUCACGCCAGCGCCUACCUAGGCACCGUCACAGCAGUGCUGCACCGCGUCUCAAGCCCGGCAGCCACCGGCGUGCCACGCGAUACACAGCGCCGGCCCGGCACCGUGCCCCAUGACGUCUACCAGCACAGCGCCCUCUCACCGCCGCCCAGGCGUACCUCACCAUCCCUGUCUUCCAGCGCUCCUGGGGCGUCGGUCGGGGCGUCGGUGGUGACCGCGAUCUCGGACAUGGCGUCUCUGCGCUCGCCGGCUGGGACGCUUGGGGGCGUCAGUGGGCUGGACGGGGUGGAUCCCAGCCCCGUGCUGCUGCACCCGAGUAGCCUAGCUCUGGGUCCGCUAGAGCCCGUGAGCUUCGGCGUCGCACCCCAUGCGCACCCAGCGUAUGGCGGCAGUGCAGGUGGCGGCAGCCGAGGAUCAGCGGUGGGCGCAGGCGGGAUGGGUAGCAUCGGCGGCAGCGCCGGCAGCGGCGUGGCGGGAGGCGGUCAUGUGCCGUACCUUGACCGCGCGUAUGCAAGCGUCGCGCCGCUGGCCUGCACGGUGGAUGCGCUGGCUCGGCGGGCGGAGGCGCACAAGGCGCUCACCAGGCAGCGCAUGCUGCAGAAGCAGCAGAACGAGCAGCUGCGGGAACACAUCCAGGAGAAGCACCAGAACCUGCAGCAGCAGUCCCAACCACAACAGCAGCAGUCCCAACAGCAGCACCAGCUGCAGCAUCCACGGAGCCCGGUACAGGGCGGUGGCGGUGCCAGCGACAAGGAUGGGCCUGUGGGCCCAGGCCACGUGGCGCUGUUCCAGCCCCGCAGUAACGAACCCUACCAGAUCAGGUGGGAGGGCGGCAUGCAGCCCAUAGCGCUGGGGCUCGCAUGGGACGCCUCGCCAGGCAUGGUGGCGGCUGCCGCUGCGGCUGCCGCCUCCGCAGCCGCCUCGGUAGCUGCCCGGGCGGAGGGAAAACGCAGCCUGUCGUUCUCCGCGUGCGCCUCGCCCUCCCUAGACGGAGCGCCCUUGUCUCCUCUGCGCUCUCCCGGGAGGUCAGGGAUGCCGGCUGGGGAGGUUGCCGGGCCGGCCACUGGCAGCCCUAGCGAAGAUCCGGCAUCGCCCGCUAGCCGCAGCGGCGGCGAGGGCAAGGGCGCUCCGUCAAGUCGCGGAGUCACGGGUACUGGAGCCAGCACGGGCGCUGUGUCCGCAGCUGACAGCAGCCCGCCGGCUUCAUGGGCGACGGACCUCAGUGGAACUCGGAAGCUGCGUGGCGCGGCACCGGCAUGGGUUGCAGGCGUGCCACAGUCGCAUGGAGCGGCAUCUGGCGCCGCCGGCGGCGGUGGAUCCCCGCCGCGCUCCUCCCCAGCCCGCAAGGUACGAUUCCCGCACCCCCGCACGGGGAGCAGCACAACGGCGGCGGAGGCGGUUGCUGCGGCGGCGGGUGCCGUUGCGGCGGUUCGUGCACACCUACCACCGGCGGUACGACGGGGCUACCGAGGGCAGCUGGCGGCGCAGACGAUUCGCGACUGGGAGACGAUCACCGAGCCCAACCGCCGCAUGAUGCAGCAGAUCGAGGUGGUGACCAACCUGGUGGGCACCUCGCACUCCUCCCUGACGGUCUCGCCUGCCACUCACGGCAAAGGCACCUCACGAAGUGGCGGCGCGGCUCAGCAGCGCGGCCGGGGCAGCCGCCAGCCGGGCUCGCCGCAACAGCGGCUACGCUCGCAGAAGGCACAGGAGCAGCAGCAGCAGCAGCAGGGCGUGGAGGGCAGCACGCAUUCCGGUUCGCAGGCCUCGGGCGGCUCCUACGGGCAGCACACCUCGGCUCGCUCCAAGCGGCGCUAUAUCCGCUACAGCUCCGACAUCUUCCCCGAGUUGGGCCUGCCUCCAAGGACCGGUCUGGCGCCAGGCCAGGUCCCGCCAGGCGGGCAGUCCGCAAGCAGCUCUGCCCGCGGCGGCGCUGGCGGUUCCGGAGCGGACGGCAGCCCGCGUCCCGCUGCCGGAGAGGGCGAGGAGGGUGCGGCCACAGAGUCGGAGGCAUCGAUCGGGCCGUCGGCUGCGGAUUCCUACACCUACUACCCCGGUGCCGAGUACUCGACAGAAUACGCCGAGGGCGAGAUUGUCUACCGCACCCCCAGCUCCAUGCGCGGGCCGCGGUACCUCUCCAGUGUUACCAGCAACCGCCGGCUGCCCACACCCACCGCCGCCGUCGCUGCCGUACUCGCCAGCGGCAGCGCCGCCGCCAGCGCUGUCGCGUCGCUGCCACACUGGCUGGACCCGCUGACCGCCGUCGCCACCACUCCGUUCGCCGCCAUGGGCUCCCCUCGACACGAGGAGUCCGCGUCCGCCGCCUCCACCACAGGCUUUGCAGCCUUCCCGGUGCUGAAUGCCUCCGCCGGCAGCCUUUCCGCGCCCCGUCCGCCCUCACGUUCCUCCUCCCUCGGCCCCGUGCUGUCCCUGGCCAGCCUGGGAGCGCGUGGUGUGGGGCUGCAUGGCCACCCCACCGGUCCGCCGCCCACGCCAGCCUCUCACGAUCUGCCGGACGAACCCACCGCAUGGUCUCUGGGCGGCAGCGCGCUCGGACCGGGCAGCUUUGGCCUGCCCAACGGGUACGUGUUCGGGUAUGGACCCGGGCAGGUGCCGCUUCCCGCGCGCCGCUCGGAGGAUUUGCACCUGGAAACCUCCUUCGGCAGCGGCGUACCGCCCAUCCCGCUUGGCUCCCCCUACCAGAGCUCCGGCGGUGCCGUCGGUCAUUCCGCGUACAGCGUGCGUGGAGUCUCCUCUGGCUCGGGUACAGCCGAGGUGGACGGCGACAGUACGGCACGUCGCCAGAGCGCCGGCUCCGACCUCAUGCGUCGUUCGUCCUCACUGGGCCCUCGACGUCCCGGCUCGCACUCCUACGAAUCCUCCUCCGCUGGCGGCGGUACUGGCUCAGACGCGCUUCGGUCGGUCGACUCUGUCGGAGGCGCCGCGGUCGGGCAACAGUCGGAUCGUCGCGGCGGCGUUGCGGUGGCGGGAAGUUCUGGAGGCGUGGCCGACAUGGGCGGAGGAGCGGACAUUAGCGAUUUGGGUCUGGGCAUGCCGCACAUACAGCGCACGUCCUCCCGGCUGUCGCAGGGCGCACAGGCAGCCCUGGGAGCGCUGCUGGAGGACGUCGGGCUGGGUGGCGGAGAGGUUGCGGCCGCUGGCGGGGAGGUGGCGUCACCGGGUAGUGGGAGCAGGCGGUCCGUGCCACGAGUGCUGUCCGCCAGCCGCGCUCUGGAGGUGUCCGGGAGCAGGCCGCCAUCGGGGCGCCUGUCAGCCAGCCGCAGCCGCGCGUCUCAGAGCUCAUCCUCCGCAGCUGGGGCCGGAGGUGGGCUGGGCAGCAGCAGCCUGGGUGGAAGCCGGCAGGACGUUGCCGCCGACGCUGCCGCCGCGACGGGGGCCACGGCGGGCGAGGUUCUGGCGGCGGCGGCGGGCGAGGAAGCUGUGGAGGCUGCUGUGGUUGGAAAGGGCGCCGGCUACAUCACUGCUGUGGGUGAGGAGUACGAAGGCGAGGAUGUCGACGGCGACGAGGGCCUGUACGACGAGGACGCCGCCGUCGCUGAAGAUGCAGCUGCCGUUGAUGAAGCAGACGGCGUUGAUGACGAUGAUGCAGAAGAUGAAGCGUCGGGCGCCAUGCCACCUCGGUACUCCUCUUCACCGCCGGUUCCGCAGGGCCCGGUGCUGACACCGGGUGCGGGCUACCGGGUGGUGACAUCGGUGGCUGCGGGGCUGGUUUCGGAGGACCCGCGCGAGGUGGCCCGCAUGGCGCAGCAGCGGGAGCUGGAGGCGCAGCUGGAGCGCAGCGCGGACCACGAACUGAAGCUCAGGCCGCCACCCGCGCUUCCAAGGCGCUCGCGCGCGCCGGCACGCAGCCCGGGGCUGCCACCCUGCCUCCCCUACAGCAGCAGCAGCAGCAGCCGGCUGCGGGCUACAGCAUCCUGCGGGUGCUGCAGCCGCGCCCCUCCCUGCCGGCUGCCAGCGGCGCCCUCAGCGUGGUGGCGGCGCCCGUGCCCGCACCCGCGGAGAUGGAGGCGCUCACGCAGGCCUCCAGGGCGGUGCUGGGAACACCGGCGACUCGUGGCGCCACACCCCACCAGCAGCACCAGCAGACGCCACCCGCGGGCUCCCGACGCCACCCGCCUUCGGACGCGUCUCAGCCCUCCUCACAACCCUCCUCCCAGCAGCACCCCGGCCAGCAGCAGCCACCCAACCGGCGCUCCUCCACACCGCCCGGAGCGGCGGGCCGGGGCUCCUACAUGCACGUGCAGGCGGCCACCAACACGGGCCGGACCGUGCAGAUGCAGGACGUGUGGGCUUCGUAAGGGGGCGCGCUGCUGUGCUGUGCAAGGUGGCUAAUUGCAUGGUCGUGUGGAGAGGUGGAGCACGCGUGUUCAAAUUGGCGUGUGAUGGCCUGCGGACGCUGCUGUAUGGCAGCAUGGGCGUGUUAAGAAAACUGGCCGCGAGUCGGACGUGUGUGUGUGUCACGCAAUGUGGCAAGGUGGAUCGCUAUGGCGACUGUGUACCGGUAUUGCUGCUAGCAGCGAUUUUGGACUUGCAUAACGGGUUGUCAAUGCUUGGUCGUCAUCUGAAGUACUGCUUGACUGAUUGUACCGUAACGUGUUGGAAUUCGGGUCCAUUGAGGCGCUGUGGUGGAUGUAUGUGUGACACAUAAAAGGAGAAUAUGUGGUUAUUGUCGUGUGGAACUGACAGCUGCAGAAGAAAGCAGACUACGGAACUCUGAGGCACAUAGGGCAUUGGAUGGCAAUUGGAGGGCAGCAGCCGGGAGCAGUCAGAAGAGCAGUCGGGAAUUUUGGGAUGGCGACUCCAGCCUUGCGUGCUUGUCCAGGGCUUCCUUUGUCGACAUGCAGGGGAAUUCCACCAUGUACGUAGCAUGACCCACUCAUAACUUCUAUAUGCGUGUUUUGUGCUUCCUAGUUCGCUUAGCAGCAUGUGAGCUGGGCUCUGCGAUGGGUGUUGUACUGGACGACAUGAGCAACCCGACUGAACUGCAGGCGGGCAGCAGGGGCCGAAAGAAGGUCCCGCUGACUGUUGCGUGUAUGGUGAUGCAGCCGGCAGGGCAAGUUGUACGGCGGUGCCUCUUGCUGUACAGCUGGACAGAUGUACUGUGGCAACUGUACGGCAAUUGCUGAUGCUGGUGUUGGGCCGUACACAGGGUUGUGUAGUGGAGGGUUGACUCGGCAGAGCCUGCUGCGGUGUGCACUGUUGCGGUUGGGGAGUUGAGGAAGCGUGACUUGACGUUCCUUCCUGGCAACAACUGACACCUCCCUUGAGUUGGUAUCCGCGAUCGUGGAGGGGACCGCACGCUCUGGGGUACGUGUGCUGCAUGUGGUGCGACUUGCGUGCUGCCUUGUUGACGAACGGGAUGGGACGGGGACUGGCGGGAAACAUGUACUGCUGGACUGGGAAGCCCCGGAAAUAACGUAGGCUAAUUGGAGGGAUGUGUGUUGGAUAUGCGGAAUGGAGUAAGGGCAAAGAGCGGGUUGCAUGCGCGUGCGCAUGCAUGUUUGUGACGUUGGGUUCGCACGCUUUGCUUUUUGCUGACCAUGGUUUCAUAUGGGUAGUGGUGUUGCUUUGAAGCAGGCGGAUCUGCAGCUUGCCGGCGGCAAGUGCAAAGCAUGCAGCGGCUGCUGCUGCUUAGGGAAGCAAUACAUUGUACUUGGAAUGGCGAGCAUUCAGAGUAACACUGUAAGUCGAAAUCUAC